Messenger RNA from Diospyros lotus (date-plum), 1501 nucleotides. RefSeq lists its product as uncharacterized. Lineage: Eukaryota; Viridiplantae; Streptophyta; Magnoliopsida; Ericales; Ebenaceae. The transcript is spliced from 3 exons. Bases 758 to 1282 code for a protein of 174 amino acids. The record is from RefSeq and is a predicted model, not a curated record.
AUCGCUCGAAUUGCAUCUGAUUAUUUUAAUUACCAGCCGCAGCAGCCAACUCAGCUCGCACGAGAAUUGAGAGAUCUACAGUGAUAUUGAAUUAAUUUCAUAUAUAUAUAUAUAUAUGUCUCCAUCACUUAAUUUCUCUCUCGCCUGCAAAGCCAAAAUACUACCAUUAGUAGUAGCUGCGGUGUCGCAGAUUAUGGAGCGGUUUUGGCAGAUCCAAAACCCCACGUCUUCCCUGCAGCAUUUAUUGCCUCACCGACUAGCCUCGCUGAUAUAAGCAUCCAUCAUCACCCUCUCCGGGCUUCCCCUUCCUCGCUGCUACUUCCAAGUCAAAGUAUUACUCACUCCCUUUUCUCCGAAGAAAGAUUCGUUUUCUCGAUCUUUUCCUCUGUUUGCUUACUUACAGCUGAAUAUACGUUCAUUAACUGUUAAUUUAAUGUCUCUGUUUAUUGGAUGAUUGGAUCACUUGGUCACUUCUCUAGAUUCCCGAAGAGGAGCGUCGGAAUCUCUCAUUUAUGGCGGUUGAAGAAGGCCUUCGCUAAUUAUAGGCUCCCAACCAGUUCGCCUCGGUUCAAUUCAACCCUCUACCUACAUUAAUUAAACGUUUCUUUCAGUUAUUACUCAUCUCUCGCUCGCUCUCGCUCUCGCUCUGUUCGUCUUUGGGAGGAGAGAAUUAAAUUAAACCCGUAGAGAACGAAACUUUCGAUUUCAAAGCUAGCGCAAGGAGGAGCUGAUCUAUCCGAUCAAAGGUGAGAGACCGAUGGGGAACUGUCAGGCGGCAGAGGCGGCGACGGUGGUGAUUCAACAUCCAGGCAACAAGGUGGAGCGGAUUUACUGGUCAGUGAGUGCUCACGAGAUCAUGAAUGCGAACCCCGGUCACUACGUGGCGCUCGUCGUCAACUCUCCGACGGUGAAGCUCGACAACGGCACGCCGGCGAGGCAGCUCAAGCUUCUCCGGCCUGACAAUACGUUGCUCAUUGGACAAGUUUACAGGCUCAUCAGCUUCGAAGAUGUGCUGAAGGAGUUUGCUGCGAAAAAGUGCUUGAAACUGGGGAAGCUGUUGGAGAGAGGAGGCAUUGGUCUGGAGAAGACGAAACUUUGUGGCGGUUCAAAUCUGAACCGCAGCCCGAACCCGGAGAACUGCCCCACUAUUAAGGUGCAGCACCAGGUUUACCGAGUAGGGAGCAGCGGCGGCAAAGGUGGAGGUGGAGGGCAAUGGAAACCAGCCUUACAGAGCAUCGCAGAGGUUGGAACUUCAACAGCAGCACUUUGUCUGCCCACCUGACUUUCAUUAGACCAUCGCAGUUUGCACUUCGCUUUGUGAUUCCUGUGGCGAAUAAAAAACAAAAACAUAACCAUCUUCUUUUUUCUCGCCUUUUCACACGUUAUGCUGGCUGAUGGCGCUCUUAUUUUCAGACGCUUGUAUCGACCGAGGGGGUUGGUUUGUGCUUGACGUAACUGGUAUAAAUCAUUGAAGACCGAUUAACAAGUCCAGUUUGAUUCA